GACGGACGGACGGACGCUCGUAGCGCGCCUCGGCUGCUGUGCGCUCUCCUGCCGCCUCCCGUUUUCUCUGCCCGUGCGCGUCCUCCCUUCUUCAUAGUGUCCGGAUCUUGGGGUCGAGGUGGAGGCAUGUAGCAGAGGAUUCACGGCGCAGAGCGAGCAGCAUGUAGCAGCACCUGGAGCUCCGCGAACAUCGCCUCCCUCCUCCGGCCGCUCUCCCCGCCGGAGCGCUCAUUCCUCCUUUCGGGCUGAAGCACCGUCUGCACCAGGAUCUUUUCGGGGAUUUUUGGGGGUGGGUGGGGGGAUUUGUUUACUGCACAGGAGUGUGAGUGUGUUCCUCCCCGCCGCUCUGCACCUCUCGGUCGAUGGUCGUUGGGGAAGCUUCCAUCUUGAGUCCCGUAUCUACCGAGAGAACCAUGGCGAGCGACUCCCCUGCGCGGAGUCUGGACGAGAUAGACCUGUCUGCACUACGGGACCCAGCUGGUAUCUUUGAGCUGGUCGAACUGGUUGGAAAUGGCACCUAUGGGCAGGUCUACAAGGGUCGCCAUGUCAAAACAGGCCAGCUCGCUGCCAUCAAGGUCAUGGAUGUCACAGGAGAUGAGGAGGAGGAGAUUAAAGCUGAGAUCAACAUGCUGAAGAAGUACAGCCAUCACAGGAACAUAGCGACCUAUUAUGGAGCCUUCAUCAAGAAGAACCCUCCAGGAGUGGACGACCAGCUGUGGCUGGUGAUGGAGUUCUGCGGGGCCGGCUCGGUGACAGAUCUGAUCAAAAACACCAAAGGGAACUCCCUGAAGGAGGAGUGGAUCGCCUACAUCUGCAGAGAGAUCCUCAGGGGUCUGACCCACCUCCACCAGCACAAGGUCAUCCACAGAGACAUCAAAGGUCAGAAUGUGCUGCUGACGGAGAACGCUGAGGUCAAACUGGUGGAUUUUGGUGUGAGUGCUCAGCUGGACCGUACGGUGGGACGUAGGAACACAUUCAUUGGGACCCCGUACUGGAUGGCCCCCGAGGUCAUCGCCUGUGAUGAGAAUCCUGAUGCCACCUAUGACUUCAAGAGUGAUCUGUGGUCGCUCGGUAUCACAGCUAUAGAGAUGGCAGAGGGAGCUCCACCUCUGUGCGACAUGCAUCCAAUGAGAGCGCUCUUCCUCAUCCCCAGAAAUCCUGCCCCGAGACUCAAAUCAAAGAAGUGGUCGAAGAAGUUUCAGUCGUUCAUAGAGAGCUGCCUGGUGAAGAGUCACAGCCAGCGGCCGAGCACCGAGCAGCUCCUCAAACACCCGUUCAUCAGAGACCUGCCCAACGAGCGGCAGGUCCGCAUCCAGCUGAAGGACCACAUCGACCGCACCAAGAAGAGGAGGGGCGAGAGAGACGAGACUGAGUACGAGUACAGUGGGAGUGAGGAAGAGGAUGAAGAGAGGGACAUAGGAGAGCCCAGCUCCAUCAUCAACAUUCCCGGUGAGUCCACACUGAGGCGGGACUUCCUGCGUCUGCAGUUGGCCAAUAAGGAGCGAUCAGAACUGAUCCGGCGUCAGCAGCUGGAGCAGCAGCAGAACGAGGAACACAAGCGCCAACUACUGGCCGAGAGGCAGAAACGUAUAGAAGAGCAGAAAGAGCAGCGGCGGCGGCUGGAGGAGCAACAGCGUCGCGAGCGAGAGCUGAGGAAGCAGCAGGAGCGAGAACAGAGGCGGAGGUAUGAGGAGAUGGAGCAGCUCCGCCGGGAGGAGGAGAGGAGGCACGCAGAGAGAGAGCAGGAGUAUAUCCGUAGACAGCUGGAGGAGGAGCAGAGGCAGCUGGAGAUCCUGCAGCAGCAGCUCCUGCAGGAGCAGGCCCUACUGCUGGAGUACAAGAGGAAGCAGAUCGAGGAGCAGCGGCAGGCCGAGCGGCUGCAGAGGCAGCUGCAGCAGGAGCGAGCGUACCUGGUGUCGCUGCAGCAGCAGCAGCAGGAGCCGCCGCGUCCGCCGCAGGACAAGAAGCAGCUGUACCACUACAAGGACCAGGCACCCAGCAGCAACGACAAGCCCUCCUGGGCCAAAGAGGUGAUGCGUCGGGCUCAGAGCAACUCUCCCCGAAUCCCCCCAAAGAAAUAUCACUCCUUCAAGGAACAAGACAUCAACUUCGAGGAGCUCCUGAAGCUCCCCGGGUACAAACCUCGGUCCCGCCCCCCCUCCUACCCUGCUCACGUCAGCCCCUCCAGACAUCACAUUCACGCGCCUCGAAUCCGCAUCACCUGCGUCCCCGACUCCGAGCCGGCAUACUCUGAGCCAGUGGCGUUCCAGAGGAGCCCCAACAGGAGUCCUGACAGGAACGCUGAGUCCAGGGGCCGCAGCCCUGACCGCUUGCAUAAAGUCUCCAACCGGAUCUCAGACCCGUCGCUGCCACCGCGCUCCGAAUCCUUCAGCAGCGGGGGCAUCCAGCAGGCCCGGACUCCGCCCAUGCACCGCUCCGUCGAGCCUCAGAUGGCCCACCUGGUGCAGGUGAAGAGUCACGGCCUGUCAGGCUCCCAGUCCCUGUAUGACCCCCACGGCGUGUCCUCCUCCUCCUCGGCGUCGCCCUCCCCCUCCCGGCCUCCCAUGCCCCGGCAGAACUCCGACCCCACCUCUGACACCCCUCCUCCCCCACCCCUGUCCCGCCUGGCACCCCCCCUCGACAAGCUGGACCGCAGCUCCUGGCUGCGGCAGGACGACGACAUGCCCCCCAAGGUUCCUCAGAGGACGACCUCCAUCUCUCCGGCUUUGGUCAGGAAGAACUCCCCGGGAAACGGGCCAGGCCUCGGCCCUCGGGCCGGCGCCCACCUCAUACGGGCCAGCAACCCUGACCUGCGGAGGACUGACAUGUCCAUGGACGCUCCCCUGAAGAGAACAAGUAGCGGCAGCUCUUCCAGCUCCAGCACCCCCAGCUCCCAGGGAGGCUCCAACGAGCGCGGUAAUUCAGCCUCUAAGACUGAAGGUCACGACACCAAAGACGACAGCAGAGAGAUGACCCGGCCCAGCAGGCCUGCAGAUCUGACGGCUCUGGCCAAAGAGCUGAGAGAGCUUCGGCAGGGCGAGGAAACCAGCCGCCCGCCCGUCAAAGUGACCGACUACUCCUCGUCCAGCGAGGACUCCCACAGCAGCGAGGAUGAGGAGGGAGAGGGCGGGGCUAAUGAUGGAACUGUGGCUGUCAGUGAUAUCCCGCGCAUCAUGCCUGCAGCAAGUCAGGGUACCAACGAGUCAUUCGGCACGACGGGAGAUCAUAACGACACCAACGACGAUUCAUAUGGAAACAGCUCCCAGGACAGCACCCUGGUGAUGCGUGAGAAACACAGGGAACGGAGGCGGAGCUCAACCGCCAGCAACGGUUUCCCCAGCAAACUGUUCUCUGGCAGCACCAAUCUCCCUGAUUUAGUGCAGCAAAGCACCUCCCCCCUGGUCUCCCCAGGGGAUGCCUCCGGGGUCCAAUAUGGGAUGGGAGGCAGCGGAGGCUCCAAGGCUUCCUUCACCCCGUUUGUUGAUCCAAGGGUGUACGGGACCUCCCCAACUGAUGACGAUGAUAAAAACUCUGCCUCAGCGCUGUUUGUGGAUGAGUUCCUGAAGCAGGAGCAGGAGCAGGCGAGGCUCAACGAGGCCCGCAAGAUCUCUGUGGUCAACGUCAACCCAACUAACAUCAGGCCGCACAGCGACACACCCGAGAUCCGCAAAUACAAGAAACGCUUCAACUCGGAGAUCCUCUGCGCAGCUCUCUGGGGAGUGAACCUGCUGGUGGGGACGGAGAAUGGCCUCAUGCUGCUGGAUCGAAGUGGUCAAGGCAAAGUCUACAACCUGAUCAAUCGAAGGCGCUUCCAACAGAUGGACGUCCUGGAGGGGCUCAACGUCCUGGUCACCAUCUCAGGGAAGAAGAACAAGCUGCGUGUUUACUACCUGUCGUGGCUGAGGAACAGGAUAUUACACAAUGACCCUGAAGUGGAGAAGAAGCAGGGCUGGAUCACAGUCGGGGACCUGGAGGGCUGCGUGCAUUACAAAGUUGUGAAGUAUGAGAGGAUUAAAUUCUUGGUGAUUGCUCUGAAGAACUCAGUUGAAAUAUAUGCCUGGGCACCCAAACCUUACCACAAGUUUAUGGCCUUCAAGUCUUUCACUGACCUGCAGCACCGCCCCCUGCUGGUAGACUUGACUGUCGAGGAAGGGCAGAGGUUAAAGGUCAUCUAUGGCUCUAGUGUUGGGUUCCAUGUAAUUGAUGUGGAUUCUGGAAACCCCUACGACAUCUACAUCCCCUCACAUAUUCAGGGUCAGGUGACCCCGCACGCCAUCGUGGUUCUGCCCAAGACGGACGGCAUGGAGAUGCUGCUGUGCUACGAGGACGAGGGCGUCUACGUCAACACCUAUGGACGCAUCACCAAAGACGUGGUGCUGCAGUGGGGCGAGAUGCCCACCUCCGUCGCCUACAUCCACUCCAACCAGAUCAUGGGCUGGGGAGAGAAGGCCAUUGAGAUCCGGUCCGUGGAGACGGGACACCUCGACGGAGUUUUCAUGCACAAGCGAGCUCAGCGACUGAAGUUUCUGACGGAGAGGAACGACAAGGUGUUCUUCGCCUCGGUGCGCUCUGGAGGCAGCAGUCAAGUCUUCUUCAUGACCCUCAACAGAAGCUCCAUGAUGAACUGGUAACCCUUCGACCUCCUUUGAUCCGCAGCCCUCGUCUUCUUCACCCCGAACACUGGCCGCUGAGGGACGGAGGGAUGAGAGGAGGACGGCGUGUGUGUGUGUGUGUGUAAAAUUGUAUGUGUGUUUGUGGAUAAUCUGCUGCUGAACAGAUGAUUGAGCAUCAGGAGGAAACCGCAGGAGUGUGCCCACCCCACC
Messenger RNA from Archocentrus centrarchus (flier cichlid), 4823 nucleotides. RefSeq names its product TRAF2 and NCK interacting kinase b (gene tnikb). The record is from RefSeq and is a predicted model, not a curated record. Gene Ontology annotation, biological process: protein phosphorylation. The transcript has 33 exons. Gene Ontology annotation, cellular component: cytosol. The coding region runs from base 363 to 4631 and encodes 1422 amino acids. Gene Ontology annotation, molecular function: ATP binding; protein kinase activity. Lineage: Eukaryota; Metazoa; Chordata; Actinopteri; Cichliformes; Cichlidae.